Messenger RNA from Lineus longissimus, 2701 nucleotides. RefSeq lists its product as uncharacterized. The record is from RefSeq and is a predicted model, not a curated record. The transcript is spliced from 11 exons. NCBI's taxonomy places the organism in Eukaryota, Metazoa, Nemertea, Pilidiophora, Heteronemertea, Lineidae. The coding region runs from base 245 to 2701 and encodes 818 amino acids.
UGGUCUUGUCUCUGCUAAAGAAAUUCCAAUAACGGCCGCCAUGUUGGAUGACGUCACGAGAUGGACACUGAUAUCGUGUUUUGACAGCGGUGCUGAUAAGCCAAAGGUGUCAGACGAACCAUGUUCCUGAAUGCUAAUUAGAGGGAUUAUCGGGCUAAACAAUGGGAUUAACUAGGAACUUCGGCCCCUACAGGCUACAUAAAGGUAAAAUGUUCUCAUCAGCGGCAUAUACUGAAAGAUUGCGAUGGAUUGUACAAGUGAAGAUACUGCCGAACCGCCGGAGAAGAGGACUAAAACCCUGAAGAAGCUGAGGAAAGACCGGGGAAAACGAUGUGUUGUUUAUGGAUGCGGCAACACCACAUCAAAUAGUGAAUUCGGAGCGCAUUUGUUUCCUGAUAGAGCUGAUGAUUCUCGGAGAUUUAAAGCUUGGUGCAGGGUCGUUUCCCACUCCCGUUCAGAUUUCGUUUGGACCAAAAAUGCAGUGAUAUGUAGUGAACAUUUUCCCGACGAUAUGACCAACAGUGUGUCCAGGCAAAUGCAGAAAGAAAUGCUGGCGAAGGCAUAUCAGAAAGAUGCCAAGGACAUCAAAGUGAACUGGAGCCUGGCCGACGAUGCGAUCCCGUCCGUUUCACUUCUCCCCAGCAAGCCGAAACACGGGACCCCUGCAGUCACAGAACGUCCGAAAGCUACACGAAGCCCUCUCACCCCAGUUCCUGGUCCUUCAUCAGACAUUUUUACGACCCCCAAAUUGACUGGAAGUCGAAAUGCCGUCGUGAUAAGGGAGAGAAAACGAGACGUGGAGGCUGCUGGUGCUUGGAAGGAAGCCAUGGAUUUCCAAGCUGCUAUCGAAGCUGAUAUCAGUGAUGAUGAAGAUGGUGGUCAGGAAUCUGUGCCUUGUCAGACCAAAAGUCAAUUCACCCAAGUGAAUAGGCGAAUUCGGCGACCAAAGCAUCGUUCGAUGAGGGUGCAGACAAAUUAUGAAAAACCAAAGACCAAGGUGACAGUCUCAAUAGGAACACAAACAGAUGAAAAGGUGUGCAGCAUUUCCAGCAUUGAUGUCAAGCCAAAUGUUUCCUCAUCAGGAACACCAACUGGAACUGACCCUGACCACCUUCCAAACAUAGCCACAGGAAAUUGCCCUCAAGCCAAAUCAGCUUCAAAUGAAAUGGAGGAUGGACCUGGGUCAGAAUCGUCUGAUGAUGAAUCUCUUGAAGAUACGGUUGAUCCCCUUGACAAGAGCUAUGAACCAGCAGAGAGCGACAUCAGCAGCGAGGAGGUCUCUGAUGAAGAAUUCAACUUCAUUGAUAAUGAGAAUGAGAAAGAUGAUCCACACUGUCAGACGAAGUACCUGGUGUUCCACUCGAAAUUGAUGGAACUCUUCAAGAUAUGUCCUGUAUGCUGUUCCCCAGCCAAGAGACACAUCAGGACCCUAGGGACAUAUCUAUCCAUUAAGCAAUGUUGUUCCAAUAAACUAUGUUCUUUUGAAAGAUUUUGGGAGAGCCAACCAUUUAUCAACCGUAUUCCAGCUGGAAACUUGCUGCUCUCCAGUGCCAUCCUCUUCGCCGGUUCAACUGCAGCCAAAACGCUGAAAGUCUUCAGUUAUCUUGGAUGCCAAGCGAUAAAACGGGGCACCUUCUACCAGCACCAGAGGCAAUACCUGUGGCCGGCAGUGAUGACAGUGUGGCGGGAGAACCAGCAGGAAGUGUUGCAGCAAGUGAAAGAUUCCAGGAAGCCAGUUGUUGUUGGAGGGGAUGGUAGAUCAGACAGCCCAGGGCAUUGUGCAAAAUACGGCUCCUACUCUCUCCUGGAGUUGAAUGUCAACCGCAUUUUGGAUGUGCAAUUAGUUCAAUCGAAUGAAGAGGGCGUCAACCAUAGUGUUAACAUGGAGAAGGAAGGGUUGAUUCGAUGUGUUAGAUACCUGGAAACGGAGGAUGUCACUAUUUCAAAAAUAGUGACUGAUCGGCAUGUCCAAAUCAACAAGUGGCUCAGAGAAAAUCUACCGGAUACAGACCAUCGUUUUGACGUCUGGCAUUUGGCCAAGAGUUUGAAGAAGAAGGUUGACAAGGCUUCAAAGGAGAAAAACUGUGGGAUUUUAGAGGAGUGGCGGAGGUCUAUAAUCAAUCACCUUUACUGGUGCGCUGCAACAACUCCAGAUGGGGACCCAAAUAUGAUGCUGGCCAGGUGGUUGUCGUUGGACAACCACAUGCACAACAAACACAAAGGACAUGGAGGGGUAUAUCCGAAGUGCGGCCAUGGUCGAUUAGUUGGGCGGCAGAAGGGCACGAAGUGGCUUGAACAAGGAUCGGCAGCAUCAGUGAAAGCUGGCAACAUUAUUGACAAUGCCUACUUCAAACCGGCUGUGAAGAAAAUGUCUCCUGGCGAACAGACGUCAAGUAUUGAGGCAUAUCACAGUCUCAUCCUCCAUUUUGCCCCCAAAAUGACAGCAAUCAGCUUCAAAGGGAUGCUAUGCAGGCUUCUCCUGUCAGCGCUACAUUAUAAUGAAAAUGGUGACAGGGAGCAGGCAACGACUGAGGACGGGAAACUAAGAUGGUCAGUAACCUUCAUCAAAUCCAAGAAAGGUGGUUACUCAGUGAGACCAAUCAAGGACGAUUCUAGUCAUGGUAAGCAUCAAAAAUACUACAUUAUUUUCAAUCCACAUGACUCUUUCUGGGCAGAUAUCAAGCAGUCAAGCUGCCCAUAA